CCUUGGAGAGAAGGAGAGGACACCAGCAGUGAAGUGAAGCUUUAGUCUGGAUGUGGGAACCUCCAGAGUCAACAUCUGACACCAAGGACCUGAAGAAAAACAGCACAAAGACAACCUUGACUGACUCGCACACUCGCAGGGACGUGCAAACCUGCGUCAUUGGCUCGGAAAAGACCACAAACAUGUUCGAGGAGCAGGCGACCAAGGUCAAAAUCACAUCCGUGGUGAUCGUCGUCGGCAUGUCAGCAAUGCUGGCGGCGGUGGUGACUGACCACUGGGCUGUGCUCAGCCCCCGGGUGGAGAAGCUCAACGCCACCUGCGAGGCGGCCCACUUUGGCCUCUGGAGGCUCUGCAAGAAGAGCAUCUUCAUCGUGGAAGAGGACCCUCAGGGCAAAGGCUGCGGGCCAAUCAGCUUACCUGGAGCAAAAAACUGCUCCUACUUCAAACACUUUACGUCGGGGGAGGAAGCUGAAGUUUUUGAAGUCAAGACCCAGAAAGAGUACAAUAUCUCAGCAGCAGCCAUUGCCAUCUUCAGUCUGUUCUUCAUGAUCCUGGGCACCCUGUGUGUAAUCUUCUCCUUUGGGAAAGGGCGGGACUAUCUGCUCCGGCCUGCUGGGAUGUUUUUUGCCUUUGCAGGCCUUUGCAUCAUCAUCUCUGUCGAAGUAAUGCGCCAGUCUGUGAAGCGCAUGAUCGCCAGUGAUGAGACCAUCUGGAUUGAAUACUACUACUCCUGGUCAUUUACCUGCGCCUGUGCCUCCUUUACGCUGCUCAUCCUCAGUGGAGUCGCCCUGCUCCUCAUCUCCAUGCCUCACAUGCCACGUAACCCCUGGGAGACAUGCAUGGACGCUGAGCCUGACACCUUAGAUUAGCCACAGGUGAUGUAACAGCUAUAUCUUUUAAAAAAAAACAAAGAAAAAAAACACACACACUCUCACACACACAAACAACUGUAACUAUAACCAACUUUACUCUGAAAGGAGAUGUUUUCUCUUUCUGUUAUUAUUGCGAUCAAUUUUCCAAAGCAUUAAAAGAUUUUCUGCAUCAUUUCUCAUGAUCACAUCCAUUGGUUUCAUUCAGUGUUUAUACCAAAAUAUUAACACAAAAUAUCAACACGUUGUAGAACA
Messenger RNA from Pundamilia nyererei, 1124 nucleotides. It is a transcript of the gene cacng1b, whose product is annotated as calcium channel, voltage-dependent, gamma subunit 1b. Gene Ontology annotation, cellular component: membrane; L-type voltage-gated calcium channel complex. Bases 51 to 869 code for a protein of 272 amino acids. The record is from RefSeq and is a predicted model, not a curated record. Gene Ontology annotation, biological process: regulation of calcium ion transmembrane transport via high voltage-gated calcium channel; calcium ion transmembrane transport. Gene Ontology annotation, molecular function: voltage-gated calcium channel activity; calcium channel regulator activity. Lineage: Eukaryota; Metazoa; Chordata; Actinopteri; Cichliformes; Cichlidae. The transcript has 4 exons.